AUGCUUCAUGUGAUUCGUUGCUCGAUGCUCUCAAUUCUGAUUGGUUCACUGCGAGUCUUUAUAAUGGGCAUCUCUAACUUAGCCACUUCAACCUAUGUCACUAUGGUGCCGUCAACAACGGAAGACUGCCAAAUUACUCGCGGCCGACUUGCUUCUCUUUUUGUGCCCUCCACAACACAGGAUUUAAAUAAUUACUCGUCAUCGUCCAACUCUGUGGAUUUAUCCGAACCACAAAGACGAAGGCUCAAACGCAGAACCUUGAUGCCUCGAUUCAUUUGCAAUGCUAGGGAGAACUCGUUAAACUCUACUGUGUCAGCCGACUCUAAUGAGGCGCUAAAUCUUCCUUGGAGUGGUUGGCGUAGACGCCGCUCCUCGUCGAAAGGAUCGUAUGAGUUGAUACAUGAAUCCCAUGAAUUGUUAAUAAUAUGGCAAAAGCACCCAGUACGGAAGAAAUUUCCAAAUGCAAAUUCCUCCUGCCCAUGUUGCGUGGAGUUGGCCUUCGUCAACAAAAAGAACGCUAGAGGUGAGAAAGCGCCUCAAUAUUCUUCAAUGAUGAAAGAUCCACCUGACUUCAGUGAGUAUAACCAGCGUGAUCCUGUCUUUGGUGCUGCCUUAGAGGAUCAAAUUUCUAGUCCCGAUUUCCCAAACGUUCCACUUGUUUUGCAAGCAACAAUAGCAGCGCUAGAAUCCCGCGGUCUUCAUUUUACUGGAUUAUACCGAGCUCCUGGAAGACAAAGUGAAAUUGAUCGAUUCGUUUGUGCCUCCAAUCUCUCUGUCCUCAAUCCUCAUUACAUGCUUUCUCUACCCACAUGGAAUGAUAUUAAAGCUUUGACUGGGGUCAUCAAAGUGUUUCUUCGUCGUCUGCCGGAGCCUAUCUGCGAUCCUUCAUCGUGGGCACAACUAGCCGACACACUUCCCGAAAAAACGGAAGGAAUGAAUAAAUCUUCCCUUUUCGCAGCUCUUAAGAGUAUACGCUCGAAUCUUAUUAAGGACCGCUCCACGUCAUCGAAGAAAUGGCAAUGGCGCUUUGCAACUUUAGAUUUCCUCUUCACUCACCUCCGACGGAUCGUGGCCCUUGAAAAGGUGAACUAUUGUAGCUCGAAGUGCAUCGCAAUUUGUUUUGGGCCGUGUUUAUUUAAUGCGGAUUUGCGAAGUCAGGCAAAAUUCAAUGUGUUACUGGAAUUAAUGCUGCAACACUGGCCCUGGUUAAAGGCAGAGUUAGAUAAGGAAUUUCCCUCACAUUCCCAACACAUCGGAGCCUAUAUAGAAGAUUUCCUUGAAAAUGGUCCAGACUUUAGCCAGGAUUUCAACGCAUAUGCUAGCUUGAAGUACGCAAGAUCGACAGAAGAGGUUCUUGAUAUCGUUAAAAGAAUCUUGGAGAGCGCCCAACAAAAUGAAGUUGGCCAAUGA
Messenger RNA from Rodentolepis nana, 1410 nucleotides. The record is from the annotation of a GenBank genome assembly. NCBI's taxonomy places the organism in Eukaryota, Metazoa, Platyhelminthes, Cestoda, Cyclophyllidea, Hymenolepididae.